AGACCUAUCUCUAUAAAUGUAAGCCUAACCAGACAUCAUAACCAUUUAAUUGCAGAGAGCAGAGAGAGAUAGAGAGAGCAGCUUCAAGCUUCAAUAAGCUUCAGGAUCCUCUCUCUUCGAGACCUGGAACUGGAAAUGGCUUUCCGGGUAGGCUCCAUGAAUCUCUGGGUUCUGCUGCUGCUGCUGCUGACGACGACGGGCAUUGUUCUUCGAAGCUCCGCAGAAGCAGCCGCCGGCUGUGACUUCUUCCACGGCAACUGGGUGGCGGCGGCGCCGCCGUUCCAACCGCCCUACAACUCCACCUCCUGCCCCUUCAUCGAGCAUGAGUUCAACUGCCUCAGAAAUGGCCGCCCGGACCUCUCCUUCCUCUCCUACUCUUGGCGACCCUACGGCUGCCAAUUGUCAAGAUUUGAUGGCGAAGAUUUUUUGAAAAGAUUAAGAGGGAAGAGUAUCAUGUUCGUGGGAGAUUCCCUUAGUCGAAACCAAUGGCAGUCUCUCACUUGCCUCCUCUCCACUAUUGUGCCUCAUGCCAAAUACACUAUCGAUAGAGUGGACGAUGUUUCGACGUUUACAUAUACGGACUUUGGAGUAAAAGUGAUGCUCGAUCGUAAUGUGUUUCUGGUAGACGUCGUGAAAGAAGAUGUGGGUCGAGUCUUGAAAUUGGACUCGAUCCAAGGCGGGAAGCUAUGGAGAGGGGUUGACAUGCUCAUCUUCAACACUUGGCAUUGGUGGAACCGCAGAGGAGAGUCUCAACCAUGGGACUAUAUUCAAGUAGGGAAGCAAUUGUACAAAGACAUGGAUAGGAUGGCUGCUUUCCAUAGGGCACUCACUACAUGGGCUGGCUGGGUCGACUCCAACAUCGACCCUGCCCAAACCACGGUUUUCUUCCAGGGGAUUUCUCCUUCCCAUUACAAUGGAACAGAUUGGAACCAGCCGAAGGCGAAGAACUGCGCCGCGAACCGGCAGCCUAUGUCGGGUUCCGAUUAUCCGGGAGGCUUGCCGCCGGCGGUGGCAGUGGUGAAGGGGGUAUUGAGCAAGAUGAAGAAACCGGUGACUUUGCUGGACAUAACCAACCUCUCUCUGCUGCGCAUCGACGCCCACCCUUCUGUUUACGGGCUCGCCGGCCGGAUGGAUUGCAGCCAUUGGUGUCUUCCCGGAGUUCCUGAUACCUGGAACCAAAUUCUUUAUAACAUCAUCAUCUCAACCAAUUGAGCUAACCAUUAAUGGAGAUUAAUUGAGAUUAAUAUUCAGAUUAUCGGUUAAUUGAUGAUUAGCCAUUCUUUUACAGAAUAAUAGAGUUUAGCCAUUCUAAACAAUA
Diospyros lotus (date-plum) is the source of this 1318-nucleotide messenger RNA. RefSeq names its product protein trichome birefringence-like 41. NCBI's taxonomy places the organism in Eukaryota, Viridiplantae, Streptophyta, Magnoliopsida, Ericales, Ebenaceae. Gene Ontology annotation, molecular function: O-acetyltransferase activity. Gene Ontology annotation, cellular component: Golgi apparatus. Bases 136 to 1212 code for a protein of 358 amino acids. The record is from RefSeq and is a predicted model, not a curated record. The transcript has 5 exons.